CCCCGUCCCUCUAAAGGAGAUUAUAAUGCAACAGACCCCCUUUUACAACAAACAGAAAUUUGUAGUUUUUUUUAAAGUAUUUUUUAAAAUACCUCUCCGGUUUUUAGGGGGAAUCUCACCCUGGAGCGGUGCGCUAUGCUCUCACACGCCGACCUCCUGGACGCUCGGCUGGGGAUGAAGGAUGCCGCGGCUGAAUUGCUCGGGCACCGGGAGGCGGUGAAGUGUCGGAUGGGACCCGGUGGCUCCGAUUCGGGCCACCCAGGCGAUUGCCCACCGGGCUCUGACACGGUGGAAGGCGCGACCCUGCUACCGGGAGAAAGCAUCGCCUCGGCCGGAUCGAACACGGGAGGCGGCGGCGGCGGCGGCGGCGGGGGCUCGGGCAGCGGCAAAGACACGGACAAGCAGCAGCAGCAACAACAACAACAGCAGCAGCAGCAGAGCCAGAAGCAGAAGAGGCACCGGACUCGCUUCACCCCAGCCCAGCUCAACGAAUUGGAGCGCAGCUUCGCCAAGACACACUAUCCGGACAUCUUCAUGAGGGAGGAAUUGGCUCUGCGAAUCGGUCUCACCGAGUCCAGAGUACAGGUUUGGUUUCAGAACCGCCGCGCCAAGUGGAAGAAGCGGAAGAAGACGACCAAUGUAUUCCGUGCCCCUGGUACACUGCUGCCCACGCCAGGACUGCCCCAGUUCCCAGGCUCCGGCAUGGGCGACACCCUGUGCUCCUUUCAUGCCAACGACACCCGUUGGGCCACGGCGGGCAUGGGGGUCUCACAGUUGCAGCUGCCCCCGGCCCUGGGCCGGCAACAGGCCAUGGCUCAGUCUCUGUCCCAAUGCAGCCUCGGCGGGCCGUCUAACACAAUGAGCCUCUCCAAUAGCCUGGCCGGCGCGAACGGCGGCGGCCUCCAGUCCCAUCUGUACCAGCCCACUUUCCCAGGCAUGGUGCCCGCCUCGCUGGCCGGCCCCGGCAACGUUACCGGCGGCUCGCCGCAGCUCUGCAGUUCCCCGGACAGCGACGUGUGGCGGGGGACCAGCAUCGCCUCCCUGCGCCGCAAAGCACUCGAGCACACAGUGUCCAUGAGUUUCACCUAAUGCAGCCGUUCCCCCUUCUCUCCAGCGUCCAGAAAACCAGGGAGCCGACUCAGGAUAUGAAACACGUCCUUCAGUAACCCACACGCAAAGGGGAGGUGGGAGGGAGAGGGAGGGAGGGAGGGAGAUUGGUCAAACUCUUAAAAUAUGACGGCGAGAAAAAUACUCGUUAUCAAUGGAUUCAAACUUCAAGAACUCUGACCAAUGGUGGUGAUCUGGGUUCUCUCGCUGCCUCACCUUUUCCGAAUCAUUUCCAGAUCAUAAGAUGGCCUAUUGCAAUAACAUAUUAGAUCACACAAAGAUACAGGGAGCUAUGACCAACUUGAGGGGUCUCUUAUAUUUCCGUUGGAUUUCCACACAUUUUGAUUCUUCAUAUACACAUAAUAUUAACAUGGACAGCCUUCACAAACCCCGCCUUGUUACAUUUCCAUGCACUUCGCGGAGUUGGCACAUGUGCUCUCUUUUGAUUUCGUAGAACAUAGAAAAGUACAGCACAGGAACAGGCCCUUCGGCCCACAAUGUCUGUGCCGAACACCACGCCAUGAUUAACUGAACUCACCUGCCUGCAAAUGAUCAAUACCCCUCCAAUCCCUGCAUAUCCACGUGUCUAUCUAAAAGCCACUAUUUCCCUGUUCAUCUCGCCCAAGAAUAAAAUAGAAUACGCCACGAUCCUGUCCAAUAGACUCAUGGAGAUCUUUCUCUCCACCCCAUGUACCCGCCGAGGUUCCAUAACUCUUGUAACAAAUCAUAAAUAUUGUCUCGGACCCACUUUCCUUGAUCACGCAAGAGUCAAUGCCAAAUAUGUUUGUGAUAUUGGCCUCUCUCUACACCUUUCGCCCUUGGCUCAACGGAUCCAGUUUUACGCUUCAAUACAGCGGGGUUCAAACUCCGCCACGGCGAAACAUACUUUGUUCUUGCACUCGAGUGACACCGGACCCCGAGCGGAUAAACGCAAGAACACCGGCUGGCUCGCGGUAUUUUGUCACUGCACUGUGUCCACGCCUUUCGGAGGCUUGUUUCCUUCCCCUUGGUCGCAGCUCACGAUUUUGGGCGAUUUUCUCUCUCUUUUUUGUUUUGUUUGUUUUUGGUUAAAUAUAAAGAAAUACUUCAGUCAAAACUGCCAUCUGCACAGCAUGUCGAUGGGGGGGAGGUUUCCAGCAUGCGAUGUGCACGUGAGUAUUUCAAGCCCUGAAACGACAUAACCAACCCAUGAACCCUAAACUCUCAUCUGCAUGAACUGGUCAGAACCAACCACCUGGCGCAAGCUACAGUGAAAUUCACAGAGCGGUCAAAGCUGUGAUAUAGGAUGUUUUCUGUGUAGAAUAACCACUCUGGUUAUACAUUGGUCAAUUUGUGCUAUGUUUUUAAAUUAUUGUCUGUGCUUAUUUAUCGAACAUAGAUUUCCUAAUAAAUGUUUGAUCUGUUAUUGGAUAAUAUAAUUUUUAUUUUGCGCUGAGUUAAAAUUAUUCAUGGUAAGACAAAAAAAAAUAAAAUAAGCCCUGCUUUUCGAAUAUGUAAUAUAUACAAUAUCUUCACAUUUUCGGAGUGUUUGUUCUUGAUUUAAUAAUCCCGCUCUGGGAACACGCUAUGCCUUCUGUGCCUUUCUAACUGUUCGCCUGCAAUUCCCAAUCCAUAAAGCAACGAAACAGUCUAGAUUAGGUGUUUAAGAAGGAAAUGCAGAUGCUGGAAAAUCGAAGGUACACAAAAAUGGUGGAGAAACUCAGUGGGGUGCAGCAGCAUCUAUGGAGCGAAGGAAAUAGGCAACGUUUCGGGCCGAAACCCUUGGGUUUCGGCCCGAAACGUUGCCUAUUUCCUUCGCUCCAUAGAUGCUGCUGCACCUACGCGAUUUCCUUCGCUCCAAAGAUGCUGCUGCACCCGCUGAGUUUCUCCAGCAUUUUUGUGUACCGUCUGUCUAGAUUAGGUGUUAGGAUUAGCAAAACUAUCGCAGAAUGAUGUUUAUUGCAAACGCUCACAGACUCAUAGCGAUUCAUUACUGUUAGAAAUUCGUCGUGUUGUCAAAGAUUUCAACGUGAGAUUGGAAACUCGAACAGUUAAAGAGGCACAGAAAUAUAUAUUAAAAAAAAAUCUUUUAUGUUAAUCACUGCCCAAUCUAGCAAUUAAAGUGAUUUAUCAUUUACCAAUUUUUUUAAUACACAAUGUGUAUUAAAACCUGUAACGGAAUUUAUAAGAAAAAGCUUUAUUAUUUAAUGUACAGUUAUUUGUAUUUAGAAAUGUCGGAAGCGGUUAAAAAAAUAAGUAAAAUUCGAUCUGUUGAAAUUCAGCACAUGAAUUGA
Molecule: messenger RNA, 3380 nt
Organism: Leucoraja erinaceus (little skate)
Lineage: Eukaryota; Metazoa; Chordata; Chondrichthyes; Rajiformes; Rajidae
Gene: otpa
Product: orthopedia homeobox a
Biological process (GO): neuron differentiation; regulation of DNA-templated transcription
Molecular function (GO): DNA binding; DNA-binding transcription factor activity, RNA polymerase II-specific
Source: RefSeq, a predicted model, not a curated record